GUUCGAAGCUGCCAAGUCGAGGAGCGUCCUCACCGCCCAAGAUGAAGCUCCCCACGGCGGAGAUGAACCCCGACAGGAAGGAGUUGAAAGGGAAGGUGCCGACGCCGAGGCAGUAGCCGAACUGCAGCGCUCCCGUGAGCAUGACGUAGAGCAGGUAGGCGUCCAGCACCUUCAGGCGGCUCGGCGUUCCGCUGCUGUACUCGGCUAGGAAGCGCCGCACUACCGAGCCCACCGAGCUCGCUCCGGCCCCGGACGACCCAGAAGCUGCGCCUGACAUAGCGACGGAGAGGGUUUCGCACAACUUGAAUUAAAGAAAAAAUAAAAAUGAGGUGGCCGGAAGCGGGUAAACGCUUCCCGUGUCAGUAUGGGGCAAAGCGCAUGCGCAGAGACGGUAUAGUCCCUACUACGCAUGCGUGUUGUGCAUUUCGGUUGCCGAAAGGGCAAUUCUAGAAUGGGCUGAUUCGUGCGCAUGCGUUGUGCAUGAGCGGCUGCAAGAGGGCAGCGCAGGCGCACAAUCGGAUUGGAAACCUUUUCCUGGUAGGCGCUGUCUAUUGCGCAUGUGUAGUACACUCAUCCUUACACAUAAGCUUUUGGUUCAAGGGAGAAGUUAAAAGAAAACAAGUCUUAAAUUUAAAAAAAUGAAAAGAGCAAAACUAGCAGCAGUAGUAUGCUAUUAAGGGUCUAUUAAUAUGAGCUGCAGGCAUCCGAUUUAAGGAGAGAAUUCAAUGCGCAUGCGUUUGUUCAACUGGCAGUUAAGAGAGGGUGUCAUAGGUUACAUGGCAUGUUAUUGCGCAUGCGCAAUCAGAACUCUCUGCUUCCAGCCUCACGGUAACGAAAGUAAACAGUCUUGGCUUUGCAAGCUGCAGCUUGAAAGGAAGGCGCUUUGCACACCAUUAUAGCUUCCCAUUCCAUAGCAUGCCGCUUUCCACCCCAUAAUUAAACCCUCAAACUACUAACAGCAAAGACUACCCAAUACCAUUACAAAUGCCCUAUGCGGCCAUUUCGAAAUUACCUUAGAAUUCGUGGUGGAUGGAAGUAGCAGCCCUUAACUGAAAAAGAGGCAAUGCCCCUCUGCUUGUGUUCAGAAACUCUCCCGGCCAACAACCCUGAGAACCAUUUUUUAAUGAUGAGCCGGGAAAGAAUAGUGGACAUUUGAUAAAUGCAGAAUACAAUAAUUUGCUAAUGUCGCAUCAUAAGGGAUGAAAGAAAAAAAUGAUUUCAAUAAACGAAUGCAUGCAAGAAAGCAUUGACACCGAAAACUAGUCCGGGGGUGCAGGAUCGUAGACUGUCCUUUUUCCUCCUAACUGGGACCCACACUACGGACGCUUUUCCCUCCCAACACUUGCAAGUUCUCUUUUCGCUAUUGCACAGAAAAAACUCCCCAUUAUUUCCCCCUUUUUCUAAUCCUGCCCCUCCUCCCUGCAGCCAUCAAUCACCCCCGCUAGACUCCUCCCCUCUUUAUGAUGCCUCCGCCCACAUCAGGGGGGAAAGAGCCCGCCCUCUUGUUCUCUCUUUCACUCCAAUCUACCCGGCAAGCGGAGGGAGUCCAGGGAGGGCUGCUGCGCUCUCUUUUGGAGAAUCCCUCCCGCCCCCCUUAUAUAACCCAGCAGGAAGGUUAUACAACUGGCCUCACCCACACCUCCCCGCCAACCCCAAGCCAUUCAUAAAAUAUGAACCACGCCCCCAAGUUCUAGUUCCACCCCUUCCUUACGCACGCCUUUCCUCACCAGCUGUUGUGAUGUUUUCCUUCUUGGGAAGUAAUGGAGGAAGACCUUGAGCAGUCGUGAGUUCACUGUGGGAUAUUUCCGGGUCGCGGAGCCACUCAGUCAUAGAUUAAUUUAAUUUUGCUGCUUUAAUACAGAUCCUGGUUCUGGAGGGAAGGGGAGAGGGGAUUAAGGUUUGAAACGGGGUGGUUGUUAAUGUAGGCCCUACAGUGUACGGAGUUGUGCAUUUCACUCGCUCCUACAGGUGGUUUCGGGUCCGAUGUGCUUUGUUGUGUGGGUUGUUGGCUAAGCACUCUUUUGGCUCAGCACUUGGAAGGAGUUAAAGAGACCUGCUGAUGGAAGCGUUGCUCUGGAUUCUGCUGAGGGGGAAGGUGUUAUGAUCUGUCACCAAGAUACCGUCCUUAGAAAGGGAUGAGGCAGGCUGGGUUUGCAAAGAAGCUGGCAGGGGAAGAAGGAAGAAAAGGCAGACCAGAAUCUGUAUACGGCUUAAGGCUAAACCUGCCUUCUCUCCUAAGGCAAAUGGGUGCUCAGGAGAAGCUAGGUGUGGUGGGCAGGCAAAAGACCCUCCCAAUGGCAAGGGAGGAAGGAUUUAACAGGGGAAGAUACUGAGGGAAUCAGGCCUGUGAGAUGAAAUUAUAGCCUGCAAGCCAAGGGGAAGUAUGUGAAAAGAAUGAGGGGGAUUAAUUACCAGGAUAACUUAACUUUCCCACCAAACCAUAAUUAAACUAUGGAACUCGCUUCCACAGGAGGCAGAGAUGACCACCAACUUAAAUGGCUUUUAAUCUCCUCCAAAUUUGUGGAGGAGAGGGCUAUCAAAGGCUACUAACCAUAAUAGCUUUGCUCUGCUUCCACAGAAAUGCCAGUUGCUGUAAAACAAAAGAGGGGAGAGUCCUCUUGCUCUUGGGCCCUGCUUGUGGGUUUCCUACAAGCAUCUGCUUGGCCAGCGUGAAAUCCAGAAUGCUGGACUAGAUGGGGCAUUGGCCCGAUCUUACAUUCAUAUAAAUCUACUCCAUGCCCCAUGAACUGUUUUCUGCAUUAGAAUUUCUAGCUGGAAUGUGUGAAGUCCAGACUGCAUGUGAGCAUGAAUACAGUGCCCUCUCUGCCCUCUCUGCUAGUUAAGCAUAACAUCCCUCCCUCCCACAUAGAACUAAGUAACAAGGCUUGCAGCAUUUUAGGCAGAGUUUCAAGGUCUUGGCAAGAGACAGUUACUCAUAAUUCCAGAGGCAGUGAUGAUUAAGUUCUAAAUGAGAGGUGCUGGAAUUCAGAGUUAGUAUGAAAACAGAUAUCUCUCUCUUCCAAUCCUAGCUGGGUGGGGUGGGGCUAUUCAGUGGUGAAGGGGAAAAAAAUCCUCUGCAUGUGUUCAGAGUUUCUUGCAUCUUAAUGUGGCUUUACAUAGUCUGGGGUUAGGCGCUGGGUUCUUGAACUGAUUUUGAAGGGGAGCAGUUGCCCAGGCAACAAGAGAGGCAAACCCCUCUGAACUCCAGAUGCUGAAGAAAUAUCCUUUGUGCCCAGAUACAAUUAUUAGCUGUGGUGCUAUUGGAAGGAAGCAGACUUGCCCGGUUUAAGGAAAGACUUUGGAAUGGCUACUAGUUUUACUUGGCCCUGCAAUUAAACCCUUUCAGAAUGUCUCUCUCUAUGUAGGUCUGCACUGUCUCUAAUUCAAGGUACCAGGUGGUUGUGAGUUGGAAGUGAUUCAGCAGAAAAGGAGAGUGACUAGGCAAUUUGUCUAGCUGUCCUUAUCAUUGCAUCAUAACAGUAGAGCCUUGUUCUCCCAAGCUUCCCCUCCACCCAGGACGAGGAAGGCAGCCAAUGUCUUUUCAAUGUAACCAUUUUCCAUUCCCACAAAGACUCUACAGGGGGUGUGAGUGGUGCUGUUUGGCAACUGACCCAGUGCUUGUGAUGACUCUAAAUGUGCUGAUGUGUGCUAUAUGUUAGUUACAGAGUUGUUAUCAACUUCCUUGGCUGAAGUUUGGAAAGGGAGGAACCUUAACUCUCCACUGCUUCUUUGCAAACUAAGCUCUCAUAACUAGAAUUUUGAUAGUGGGGUUUAUGUGGAAAUCCAGGGGGCAGGAGCUGAAAUGGCAGAAACUUAAAUGCGAGUCCAGUAGUUUAAUCUCUCCCCGCCCCCCGCUCCAUCCAUUGCAAACUGUUAAGAGAGGGAGGCAGGCAGGCAGGCACUGAAAACUGCCUAUCUGAUCACAUGACUCUGGCUAUAGGGGAUCCUGUCACUCACAGGAUCAUGGAACGGACUCUGAUACCACCAUAAGGAUAAAGUUCAGCAUUUAUGCAACAUAUUGGAAGUUUCAUUGCAGGUUGGAAUAGAGGGAGCUGCCUCAUGCUGAGUCAGUCCAUCUAGUGCAGUACAGGCAUACAGUGGUGCCUCGCAAGACGAAAUUAAUCCGUUCCGCGAGAGUCUUCGUCUAGCGGUUUUUUCGUCUUGCGAAGCAACCCUAUUAGCGGCUUAACGGAUUAGCGCUAUUAGCGGUUUAGCGGCUAUUAAAGGCUUAAAGGCUUAGCGGAUUAGCUGCUAAAAGGCUAUUAAAGGCUAUUAAAGGCUUAGCAGGUUAGAUAAAGGGGGCGAAAAGUGAAAAAAAAAUCUCAAGACUUGCAAGACAUUUUCGUCUUGCGAAGCAAGCCCAUAGGGAAAUUCGUCCCCUUUCGUCUAGCGGUUUUUCCGUCUUGCGAGGCAUUCGGCUUGCGGGGCACCACUGUACCUCGGAAGUCAAACACCUUGCAAGUCGAACGUUUAGGCUCCCGAAUGCCACAAACCUCGAAGUGAGUGUUCCGGUUUGCAAACGUUCUGUGGAACCCGAACGUCCAACGCCAGUCGAAAGCCAUGCCUUGGUUUCUAAACGUUUUGAACGGACUUCCAGAACGGAUUCCGUUCGACUUCCGAGGUAUGACUUUAUUGUCUACACUGACCAGCAGCUACUUUCCAGGAUUCCAGGCAAGGCCCUCUCCCCGGGACCUUCUGCAUGCAAAGCAGGUGCUCUACCACUGAGUUAAAGACCUUCCCCACAAAUUUGAUGAUGGUGUACACAUUAUUUCUUACAACAGUCCCACAGGCUUGGCCGGUAUUAUCUAAUAGUGUUUUUAUUCUAGAGUGUCAGGCUAGGACCAGGGAGACCCAGGUUUAAUCCACACUCUGCUUUGACCGUCAUGGGCUGCCAUUCCCUAAGUGAAACAAAAAGAUGCAAGUGGCUAGUCUUCAGGCUGUGGUGAAAACUCUGCAUGGUUCAAAACUGAAAAGCACUGCUAGGAUAUUGGCAGGUUUUCAGUGAUUUCGAGGAUAGGUGUGUCAGUAUCCUGCUGAACCUGUAUUAUCACCCUUGCAGUGAGAAAGGGAGGCUAAGGGAGAAGGUAUUGCCUUUGGGCCACUAAGUGAGUUCAGGGCUGAUUAUUAAGCCCAUUAUUAAACGUAUUUACUUAGGUAUUAACUCACUUUGCCCUUAAUGCGACCUAGGUUCAUAAUGUAGGGUGGCAGCCUUGUGGAAUCACAGAAUUGUAGAGUUGGAAAGAGACCACAAGAGUCAUCUAGUCCAACCCCCUGCAAUGCAGGAAUCUCAACUAAAGCAUCCAGGACAGAAGGCUAUCUAACCUCUGCUUUGAAACUUCCAUGUGGCCGCCCUUUCUGUUCAUGUUCAGUAUUUGUGUGUGGAGUUAUUUGCAUUGCAUCAGCUCUCGCUUUCGGGAAGUGAAAGCUUUGCAUUUUGCUGAGAAAAACAAGGUGGCCCAUCAGGAGUGACGCCUAGAAACAUGGUAGCAUUUCCUCUGGGUGCUUUUUUGUGAAAAUUUGAACAUAUCCUUUAUCUUUGUGCUAUAGAGACCCUAGUUAUUCAAGGGCUUUUUCCUGCUCUUAUCAAGUCACAUUCUCCUCCAAAGAUCACAGAGUUGCAAAAGUUUGCUAUGGGAAACAGCUGUUUAUCACUGACCCCUUUCAAUGUCUUCCUUUUCCUUUCUUCUACCAACCCCUUUGCUCUCCCUUUCUGCCUGCCUCUGCCCACCCAUGUCUCAACUAAACUAUAUCCCUUCCACAGGACCCAAGGCUGGCUAGGGGGCUGGCUGCCUGCCUGGCGUCCCACCUCCAUGUCCCACCUCAAGAACGUGGAAGCUCGGAUCCUGCAGUGUAAGUAAAGGAGGGCUUGCGGAGCGUCCUCUUUCUCCUUUGUCCAAAAUAGAGACGCUAACUGAUAUCCUAUAGGAUCUGUCCAAAGACCCAUCUUGUCCAGCAUCCUGUUCUCACAGCAGCCACCCAGAGUCCUAUGGGAAGCCCUGCAGGCAGAAACUCAACACAACAGCACACUCCCCUCUUGCAAUUCCCAGCAACUCCCCUCUGACAGUGGAGGGAGAACAGAGUCAUCAGGGUUGGUAGCCAUUGAUAACCUUGCCCACUAGGAAUUUUGCCUGAUCCUCUUUUGAAGCUGUCCUGAGUUGGCAGCCGUCGCAACCUCUGGUUGGGAAUGAUUUCCAUGGUUUAAUGAUGUGCUGUAAGAAGAAGUGCUUUCUUUUGUUUGUCCCAAGUCCUCCAACAUUCGUCUUCCUUGAAUGGCCUCAAAUUUAAGCCAAGACAGAGAGAGAGAAACUUUCCAGAGAAGUUGCCAGGAAAAAAAUGCCAUGGCUCCAUAAUAAUCUUAGUUGGCAAAUAACAAUUGACGGGGGGAGUUUCUGUGGUUUAAUUAAGAUCCACCAAGAAGUGGAAGGGUUUUGUUUCUUACCUUGAACAUCAGUUUUAGGGUAUCUACACCUGGCACCCCAAGGCUCACUGUGGUUGCCUGCCCAGGGCUUCCCUGGUAUUUGUUUUCCCCUGGCCCAGCACUCUUGAGCAAAGCCAGGUGAUUGGGCCUAAGGUGCCAUUUUUAUUUGCCACAAUGCUCCUCAUGUACUUGUUUAUGAGUUGCAUUAGUCUUCCAUUGCAUUAGAAGUACAGUCAAACAAUAGAACAAACAAGUAAAACCAUUUCGAGCCAAUUUUAAAAGCGGGUAAAAACACUUCCAAGCAAAAACAACUCGGUAUAGAUUUACCAGAGUAAAAGAGUUGGAUCUCUUAACAAUUGCCUAAAGAGGUGUGACUUCAGCAUACAUCGGAAGCUGUGUAAUGAAGAUCCUAGAUGCACCUCUGUGGGGCAGGAGUUCCUCAGCUUAUAGGUUACCACAGAGAGAGCCAUUCCCCACACUUCUGAGCGUGGCUGUCAAGAGAGCCCUCUCUGUCAACGUACAGCGUAUAAUACCUGGUAGUAUUGUGAUCCUGAAUAUGAAGAUUUCCCCCCUAGAUCUUAUUGCUCGUAACUAGAGCCACCGCCUGCUUAAAGAAAUCUUGAUUGCUUAAUCAGGUGAGUUUUAAUGGAUCAAUCAGUUUAUACAUGCAUGCAUUUGCACACAGACAAAUGCUUUUUGGAGGAAGAAAAGCUUUCUUUUGUCUAAGCUUCUUGGGUAGAAGAAGCAUUUAACGGAGUGGGGGUGAGAGAAAGUGGAAUGCCUUUUCUAAAACGGAUCUCUGCUGAUUGUGAUCUGAUCUGAAAAUUGCCAUGGGCACCUUGCUAAUCGGUCAGAAGGUUUUUGAAAUGAUUAGCCUAACUGAUGAGUUGACGAAAUCUUUUAGGUAGACCUUUUAGAUAGACGAGAUUUGUAAGCAGGGACCUGAAGACAACAACCAUCUUUCUGGAUGAUUGGCCAUGCUGGGUGGGACUGAUGAUAGUUGGAACCCACAGUUUCCCCUAUAUCCAGGGUACAUCUUUCCUCCCAUCCCAUCAAAUCCCUUUCUGCAGCUAUUAGUGCUAGUGUGCCUCGCAACAUCUGACAGAACCUGGGCCCUGUGGUAUGUAUUGGGGUUUUGGGGAUCCUGGAUAAUAGAUGCCCACCUUCCCCCUUCUCUCUUCCAUCUUCAGGCCUCCAGAACCGAUUUGUGGCCCGAUACAUCUCCCUCCCAAACCAUGCCAAGAUCUGGACCGUAUCACUGUCUCCGGAAAGGGGCAAGGGGCGCACCCCCCUGGUGAUGGUGCAUGGCUUUGGUGGGGGCAUCGGACUCUGGAUCCUCAACCUAGACUCACUGAGCCAACGUCGCCCUCUCCACGCCUUCGACCUCCUGGGGUUUGGCCGCAGUUCCCGGCCCCCCUUUCCCCGGGAUGCCCAGGGGGCCGAAGAGGAGUUUGUGAACUCCAUUGAGGCCUGGCGUCGGGAGAUGGGCAUCCCCAGCAUGAUCUUGCUUGGCCAUAGUCUUGGUGGCUUCCUGGCAGCCUCCUACAGCUUGCAGUAUCCAGAGAGGUACGUUUUGUGGCUUUAGGCAGGGAUGAUGGGAAUUGGACAGGUAGGUCUUACAGAAGUUCCAGAAAGAUCCUAAGGCUAGGACAGCAGAGAGUCUGUAGUAUUGUCAUAAUUUCUAGUGGAAUAGACCUGCCAGUAAUGCCUGUCUUUCUGCCCUUCCCAUCUAAGUCAAGCAUAUAGAUGUUAUUAAGAAGCUGGCCUCCCUGGAGGUACUUAAUUGGGUACCUAUGUAGGCUCUUGGGAUAAAUGUUGGAUGGUAUAUCCUUUGCUGUUUUGAACCAUCUGAGCAUUUAGGUGUGGGAAAUCAGAUACCCAACUAAGUAUCAUAAAUGAAUGAUCCUCGUAAAUAGAAAGCUAGUAUAUCAGAGAAAAGAUCUUCCUAGCAUGCUAUUUUUCCAACAUUAUUAUUAUUAUUAUUUUAUUAUUAUAAAUAAUUAUUAUUAUUUAUAAUAAUAAAAUUAUAAAUUAUUAUUUAUAUAUUAUUAUAUAUAAUUAUUAUUAUAUAUAAUAUUAUUAUUUUAUUUAUUUUAUUUAUUUUCUUUUUCUUUAUUUUCUAAAGAAUUAUUAUUUUCUUUAGCAGUCAGCUGGAUUUGUGACCAGUGUUAGAAACUGAGAUAUGAAAACUAGGAGCUAAAUGACACCAUAAACCUGGGUUAUGGACACAACAAUGAAAUGUCUAGGUGCUCUUUAAAAUAAGAAUACAAAGCUGAAAAUGAAUGAACUGCAGCUAAAAUUUUAUGCUCAUUUUUGGUAUGGUCUAGUCCUUCUCCUGCCCAGUCCUCUAAUAAUCUUAAGAGGGUCUCUUCUCCAGUCUUCAGAGAGCAGCUGAAAGUGGGGAAGCAGAAAAAGGUCCUCCUUUCAUUUCAUUCUGCAGUCUUAAUCUGAAAUCUUAGGUGAAGUACUCACCCAGAGCCCAGAAACGGCUCGUGCUAAUGAAAUUCCCGGUUACAAAAUGUGCCUAGAUUAAACAAUGGAGAUUUCGAACACUGUUUGUGAGUGGCCUCUGUGCGCAUGUACCCUGAAGUAAAUCCCACUGAGUUCAGCGGUGUAGGAUUGUAGUCUUAGGCGGCUUUUCAUGCCUCUCCUGACCCAGGGUGAAACAUCUGAUCCUCGUGGACCCCUGGGGCUUCCCCAUGCGUCCGUCCGACCCGGCUCAGAUCCGCGCCCCUCCAACCUGGAUCAAGGCUGUGGCGACGGUGCUGGGACGGUCCAACCCUCUGGCUGUGCUUCGAGCUGCUGGGCCCUGGGGUGAGUGAAAUUGGCAAGAAGAUUAAACGGAGGGUGCCGGGAGAAUAAGCAGCGGGAUGUGCCAGAAUUGUCACUUGUUCAUAGUAGAAGUGGCCAAGCUUCUUAUCCCUGUUGUUGAAAGUUGCUGAGGCGAGUGGGACCUGCAACAAAAAUGUUAUAGGUGAAAUACUUCUGUCAGGGGUGACAGCCAGCCAUACCCACUUUCAUGAUACUCCAUUGCAUUCCGUUCUCCCUGGUUUUCUGGAUCCCGCACCCCAAUUAGUUAGCAUUCUGUUGCCACCGUAAAUUCUCAGUCCUCAUUGGGCUAUUUUACUCUGCCUUUGAUUAUUUCUAUUUUUCCUUAAAACAUUUUUUAUACUUCUGUAAAUCUCGGGGUUUCCCCAAGCCUGUUGAUAGCAUGCAUUUUGGCUACCUAAGUAUCCAUGCUCAAAGAAUUCUGUUUUCUGGUAUUUAAAAAAAGUGGAUUCCCUUCCUGGAAUACUUCAUGCAUCUGAUGAAGUGGAUUAUCCAUCACAAAAGCUUAAGCCAUAGCACAUUUAUUGAUCUUUAGGGUGCCACAAGGCACUCUUGUUCUGAGCUGUUUCUACCUCUCUUCCUGAAUAUUCCCAAAUUGGGUGACCAUAAUAUCUAAUAUUUAAACAAGUGGGAGAAAAGCUGUUUUCACUUUCUCCAUUCCAUGCAAACCUUCCUUUACUUAUCUUUUUUUUCCUCCUUAAAAAGCAAACAAUCCCAGAAGAUCAGUCCCAUAGAUAUUGGGGGGGGACGUUAUCCUAAGUGCAUAUGGGUAGGUUGAGAUUGCAUGGAUGACGAAAACAUUUGCCUUAGGACGUGAAUCUAGGACACCUAGUCCCAUAUCUCACACACUUGCAGGAUGACCUCAAAUGAGGCAUCACCCACUUCCCUUAGCACUUCCAUCUGUAAAAUGGGCAGAGCUGUGUUUGGAGAUAAACACGGAGAGGAAGCGGUUCUCACAGGAAUCACUUGGGAUGGCAGUUCUUUUGGAGAUGUAAACCUUUUGAGAUCUGCAGACCUACUCGUGGACCCUUGGCAAAGAGGAAGGCUGCUACCCAACUUGAAAAGAGAAAUUCAUUUAUUGCUAUGUUUUUAUUUUUUAUUGGAAGCUCAGGGAAAAGUUUGAUGAGAACCUACUGACUGCAUCCUCCACCCUUUCCUCCAGGGCCUGGGCUAGUGCAACGCUUCCGUCCAGACUUCAAGCAGAAGUUUGCCGAUUUCUUUGAUGACGAUACCAUCUCGGAGUACAUCUACCACUGCAAUGCCCAAACACCCAGGUGAGGGCCUCCACUAUUUCAUGUCCGCUGUCAGAGGCAGAAUGCCUCGGAAUACCAGCUGCUGUGGGGAAUGUGCUGCAGUCCAUGUUCCUGUAAUUAACUCUACUGUGUUUCCAUCCAUGCGCUCCCUCAUUGCAGUGGCGAGGCCGGGUUCAAGGCCAUGUCGGAGGCGUUUGGUUGGGCCCGGCGCCCCAUGUUGGAACGCAUCCACCUGGUGCGCCGCGACUUGCCGAUCACUCUCAUUUACGGUGCCAAUUCCUGGAUUGAUACCAGCACUGGGGAGAAGGUCAAGAUCUUGCGGCCAGGGAGCUACGUCUGCGACAUGGUAGGAACUUUGGCAUGUAGAGAUGGGGAGCAUAGCAUGAUCGUAGCUGUCAUUGCAUUGGAUGUUCCCAGUGUGGGAAUAGAGGCCUAAGUGGAGAAUCCUGUAGCCCAGCAGUUCUCAACCUGUAGGUCUCCACGAUGUUGUUGGACUACAACUCCCAUCAUCCCUGAGCUCUGGCCUUCCUAGCUAGGGGUGAUGGGAGUUGUAGUUCAACAACAUCUGGGGACCCACAAGUUGAGAAAGGCUGCAGUCUAGCCUAAAAUCCUCAGCAUUUUUGCAAUUCAGAUUUCCCCAUCCCUAUGACUUAGGGGGAAAACGUGGCCAAAUUCUAGUGACAGUCAGGAGCUAAAGAGGACUGAGCAUAGAGGGUAGGAGAGUUAGAAUUCCACUUUUUCAACAUACGUGCAUAGGAGAAUGAAUCAGUGGUACCCUGGCUCUGGGCCUCCCUCCCACCCAUAAUCAGGCACUGGAAUCCUUCUGCAUAGUGAUUUCUCCCCAUUCAGUGACAUAUGACGUUUUAACUUCUUCAGCUGCCCUGAAGACCUUGUGGUCAAAAAGCCAGCUAGAAGCACUUCUGAUGUGUAACUCCAAAAUGGUUUUGCUCGAGGCAUCUCAGUAGAGCACUUUGGUGUGUCAGGGUUGGUUGGGGACUGCAGGGAAGCUGUCCUGUUUCAUAUCAGUCAGAUAUGCAGGGCCCUAAGCUCGACUCAUGCACAGUGAGGCAGUCCAUGAGUGGACCAAUAGCAGCAUCAUAAGGGAAGACCAACGUCACACACAGCAGAGCAGGCCAAAGGCAGUCAGGCUUCAAAAGUGCAGAGGUAUUCACAGGGGUCAGUAGCACAAGAGUGGAACAGGAAGCCAGUUGCACACAGCUAAGGAGCUGUGGUGUUAAGCAAUAAACCCUCCGGGUCCGAGUGCUCAUGUAGGCUGAAGGCCCUGACUCAGGUGCAAAUGGUUAGCCCAGACUUCAAGCUUUAUUGCUUUCAAUGAGACACCUUGUUCUUGAAGGCCCCUUAUUCAAGGGGAGGUUGGUUCUUCUGGACCUUUUUUUAAAUUUCACAUUCUUUAUUGAAAAGAAGAAGUACAUACAGUCAUACCUUGGUUCUUGAACGCCUUGGUAUUCGUAUGUUUUGGCUCCCGAACGCCCCAAACCUGGAAGUAAGUGUUCCGGUUUUUGAACGUUUUUCGUAAGCCAUAUGUCCGAUGCGGCUUCUGCUUGAGUGCAGGAAGCUCCUGCAGCUAAUUGGAAGCCUCACCUUGGUUUUUGAAUGUUUCGGAAGCCAAACGGACUAUGUCCAAGAACCAAGGUACGACUGUAAUUACAAGUGCACAAAGUAAGAUGAUACACAAAAAAGAAAAAGAAAAAGAAACAGCACCCCUGUAGAAAACAAAAAAACAGAACCAAAAAAGAAAAAUAAGAAAGUUUAUUAUUGUAGUUAACCACAGCUUAACCUAAGUAUUUAUAAAAAUGAAUUCCAAAUAUUGUUAAAUUUGUCCAUGGCGAGUCCGCGUCUGUACGCAACUUGUACCUCUGGACUUUGAGGGGCAUGCUUUGUUGAUGGGUGGUUGCCUGAGGCUGGGGCGUAUUUCUGUCUCCCCUUCUGAUUCUCCCCCGUGCCCUCAGGCUAUUCCGGGUGCCUCCCACCACGUCUAUGCCGACCAACCCCAUGCCUUCAACGCUGCUGUGGCAGAGAUCUGCGACUCUGUUGACUGACCGCCCGUGACCCAGAAGAGCUGGUGCGACGCACACAAGACACACAACGCACAUGCAAGACAUCGCUCGUGCGCCCCGAGAAGCGGGGACGCCAGCUCCUCAAGAUGGCCGCAAGCUGAUCUUGGAGGAUACUUGCUCCCUUCCCCUCCUUCCCAGAUUUGUCCCUGAAUCUUCAUUCUAACUUAAAGGUUGCAGGCCGCCUGCUUUGGGUUAAUCGAAGCUCCAAUCAUUUUAUUUUCCCCUAAUUUCAUGUGCCUCCUGGUGUGCUUUAUCCUGCCUCCCUCCUCCAAGACAUUCCUCUUUCUGUGCUGCAACAGGACUGUCCUCCUCUGCUACCUCACCCACUUUUCUGACCCCCUUGGCUGUUGGUUCUUCCCAUUCAUUUUGUUUUUGCAAUGCCAUCCACAAUAUUUGCAUGCUGGAAAGCUUUUUUUUUUUUUUAAAAAAAAGAAAAAAUAUUUUCUGUUGCAACCACUGAUGUCACACUGGGGUAACAUUUGCUUAUACCUGCACUCUCUCUCAGGCCAGUGGUUAAAUGUGGAGACUGUUUUUCUCCCUGCCAGAGAUGCUAUUGCUGAUCUGGUCAGUCAAGGCUACUUGGUUUAUAAAGCUGGAGGGAAUAUGAUUAUAUUUCCCUUUGGCAGAUGCCACUUUUAACCUCACCUAAAUCAAGAAGACAGCCAGGAUUGGAGGGGAAUUGGGAUAUGUGUUCCUAUUGCCCCUUUCUCUUUAAGGCGGCGCCGUUCUGUACCGAUAUCCACUUGAAUUGUCAUUGGCUGUGGGAGAGGGCUGUGGUCAUGUCUGCUCACCAAUGGGAGAGCACGAUCAGGGUGUGCACAUCAAGGGAAUCUGAGCCCUUCGUGGGCUGCCAUGCGAUGCUCCAGGCACAAUGCAAAGACAGCAACUUGAGGCAGUCCUAAAUCAGGACAGUAUAAUGAGUUUGGGAAGCGGGGAUGCGGCUAAGACCUCUAGCCACAUCAGAUGGGAUCAAGAAAUCGGGGGGGGGGGCAGUUGUUGCUUGAGCAUGAUUUGCUGGCCCUACUACAUCCUCUCUGAUGCUAGGGGAGAAUCAGAUCACUAGAACAAGGAAACAAUAGGUUGUCCUUCUAAAGGAAGACCUUUUUAGCACUUUUGUGGCAGGGAGGGGAGGCUGAAAACAGCCCAGCACCCUCCAUCAAACACAGAGCAGGCCAGUAUUUGAAGCUGUUUGUAUUCCUCGGCCACAACCAUUUCUGCAAUCUCAUGGUAUUCACAAAUUCUGUUUUUGCCGUUUGUGAAUUGGCCUUUUUUUUAUUUAUUUUUUGCAGGGGCAGAGGAAUUUAAUAUUUUAAGAAAGCUUGAGAAUCCUGACAUAACCUCAGAAGUGUUCGGUUUAUGUACCGUUGUCCAAUUCCGGACGGCAGCAGUCAAAAAUUGCCUAGAGAGGGAGAGAGAGCGAGCAAGCACGGUUGGCUUUCACAGCGCAAGGGUUUUGGGAAUCGCUCCUGCUCUGCUCUCUCACUUGCCCCACCUAGUGGCGCAGGUUGGCACCUAGUGGCGCAGGUUGUGUGACCAUUUACCCCAUGAGAUGGGUUCCUGCCUGCAAAAGAUGCUCCUUUCUUUCAGACACUUACACGUCCACAAUCCCUACUAACUGCCAUCUUGGUGGGAGGGCAGGAAAGAACCCCAUGUUGCCUGCUUUCCUCUUCCUUUUCUAUUUUUGCUGAGAUGUUAGCUGUCUCGAACUCGCCCCCAACUCCCCUGCUGCAUGAGGCAAUGGCUGAGGUGGGGGAGAUGCACUUACUGAAAGGGCAAAAAUAAAAGAAUCUAUCCCGUCUCCUUAGGCCCAUUGGGAGCUGUGGCCUUCUAGUAGCGCAUGCGUGUGUAACCUGCUCGGUGGUGCCAUGUUAACGUUAUCUGUGGGAGGUUGUUCCUAAUCGCCUGCCGGUGCUUUGUAUAGAAUUCACCUCGGUUUGUACUAAAUUUUGUAUGUUUAGUAAAGUAAAACAAAAGUGUUGUUUUGAAA
Molecule: messenger RNA, 14565 nt
Organism: Podarcis lilfordi (Lilford's wall lizard)
Lineage: Eukaryota; Metazoa; Chordata; Lepidosauria; Squamata; Lacertidae
Source: the annotation of a GenBank genome assembly